Molecule: messenger RNA, 360 nt
Organism: Drosophila busckii
Lineage: Eukaryota; Metazoa; Arthropoda; Insecta; Diptera; Drosophilidae
Exons: 2
Coding region: 20-322 (100 amino acids)
Source: RefSeq, a predicted model, not a curated record
UAACAAGCAAACAACAAACAUGUGGAAAAUUCUAACUCUGUUGCUUGCAUUGGGUUUAGCUGCUGCACGUCCCAGCUACUUGCCCAGCUAUGAGAGCAUUGAGUAUACGCCGCAUGUGCUGGGCUAUGAGUCGUACGCGCUGCCAGCUGCAGUGUCGCAUCAAAGCUCCACUGUAGUGCAUGAGAAGCGUCCCUAUUGGCGUCCAGUGCUGUCGCCGCUGCACACACACAGCCUGUCGUAUCCUUUGAGCUAUGACAGCUCCUGGUUAGCGCCAGGCUGGAGCACUGGAUUAAGCUAUGCGCCCAGCGCUUAUCUAAAGUGAAUUUGCAAAAUAAAAAGGGCAUUGAAUUGAAUUACAAA